Molecule: messenger RNA, 1394 nt
Organism: Spirodela intermedia
Lineage: Eukaryota; Viridiplantae; Streptophyta; Magnoliopsida; Alismatales; Araceae
Source: the annotation of a GenBank genome assembly
AUGGGAUGCGUCCACGGGAAAUGCUGCUGCAGAUGCGUCGACGAGUGCUGCUCCGACGACGACGGCGGGGACGACGAGGGAGGCAGACGGAGCUCCGGCCACGACGCGCGGCGCCGCCACGUACUCACGCAGAGCGACGUGGGAUCCGCCCCCGUCACCUCCCACGGCCUCCUCCUCGAGUACUCCUCCCUCACGCAGCGCGGCCACUACCCGGACUCCCCGGAGAGGGAGAACCAGGACAGCUUCGUCAUCAAGACGCAGCUCCAGGGAAACCCUAACCUGCACUUCUUCGCCGUCUUCGAUGGCCACGGCCAGUUCGGCGCCCAGUGCUCCGGCUUCCUCAGGGCGAAGCUCGUGGACAUCCUCUCCGACGACUCCCGCUUGCUCGAGGACCCCGCGAAGGCGUACGGCGCCGCCUUCCGUGCCGCCAACGCGGAGCUCCGCGAGAGCGAGAUCGACGACUCCAUGAGCGGGACGACGGGGAUCGCCGUCCUGGUCGCCGGCGAUGCGCUCUUCGUCGCCAAUGUGGGCGACUCCCGCGCGGUGGCGGGGAUCUGGAACGGGGACUCUGUCGUGGCGGAGGAUCUCUCCUCCGAUCAGACGCCGUUCCGGAAGGACGAGUACCAGAGAGUGAAGCUCUGCGGGGCUAGGGUUCUCACCGUGGACCAGGUGGAGGGAAUCAAGGACCCCAGCAUCCAGAGCUGGGGUGAGGCGGACGACGACGACGAGGGGGAUCCUCCCAGGCUGUGGGUGCAGGACGGGAUGUACCCCGGCACGGCGUUCACCAGGAGCGUGGGUGACGCCAUUGCAGAGAAGAUCGGCGUGACGGCAGAACCAGAGGUCCUGGCGGCGAAGAUAACCCCGGAUCAUAUGUUCUUUGUCGUCGCCAGCGAUGGGGUCUUCGAAUUCCUGUCGAGCCAAGCCGUGGUGAACAUGGUGAGUGAGCUGCCAUCUCCGCCCCCCUCCCCCGCUCCCCAAUCCACCCUCUGAGCUCCUCCAUGAGUUUUCAUCAAACUUCAAACCCUAAAUUCUUCAUUCUCAUGUGAGCCUAGGUGGCCAAGUUUGCAGAUCCCAGGGAUGCGUGCGCAGCCAUCGCCGCAGAGUCCUACAGGUUAUGGUUGGAUCAUGAAAGGCGGACAGAUGACAUGACAAUCAUCGUCGUGCAUAUCAAGGACAUGUGUGAUGGAUGUAUGAGCCAGGCAGGCAUUCUUACCUACUCUCAUUCGACUAAGUAUCGCAUUAUCACCACUGGACUUGAUCAGCCAGGUGGAAGCACAGCUGAGGAUGAAGAGGGGAGGACCACUUCCAAGGUGUCGCUAAAGACGGCAGAGAGAACAGAUGAGAGGAAUGGUGUUCAUGGUUCUCAUCAUUCACUACGUAGAACGUCUUCAUGA